Molecule: messenger RNA, 19823 nt
Organism: Mya arenaria
Lineage: Eukaryota; Metazoa; Mollusca; Bivalvia; Myida; Myidae
Product: E3 ubiquitin-protein ligase rnf213-alpha-like
Exons: 97
Coding region: 260-17257 (5665 amino acids)
Molecular function (GO): ATP hydrolysis activity; ubiquitin-protein transferase activity
Source: RefSeq, a predicted model, not a curated record
GUAUGUGACGAUAUCGUUUUCAAAAAAAUGUUUUGUGAGUGCGAAACGCAAUAGACGACUUGACGCCCACAUUGCUUUCGAUUUAGGAGUGAUUUUAAUCAUUAUUGUAUAUUCUUAAUUUAUAAUAUACUGGGCAGUUGCCUAAUUCUGGAAUUGCCAACAACCAUGAUUAAUAUAGAAUGAUCACAGUCAAUGCAACUGACCUCCAUAGCAACAGAAGGAACACAAAGGUGAAGCUAUGAUGUAACAGUGCCUGUACAUGAUGAAGAAGUGUUCCAACCCGAAAUGUGGGUUCGAGGGGGAGUGGAAGUUUUGUCAGGAAUGUGGGGGCAAAAUGAUUGAUCCUCCUACCAAACCUAUCUUGUCAUCAAUCGUCAUCAUCUGUGAUGGAGAUGAUGAAAGUGGCUCUCCUUGUGGGGAGGAACUGAGAUCAACACAGAAGUUCUGCACAAGUUGUGGAAAACAGGUUGAUAUCAAGUUGUUUGAAGUACAAACACCUGAUGUAGAGAAGUGUUCGAGAUGUGGAACUAUGUUUACACUCGGCAUAAAAUUCUGCCCCGAGUGUGGAUGCAAGGUCCAACCAAUGGCAGAGCAAGCAACAGAUGGUCCACCUUCUCAAGAAAAUCAGGCAAGUGUUGUUGACAACUCUGACGCUGUCUCUGUGGCAACAAUCGGUGAGGGGGGAAUCCAGAAUGAUAUUCAACAUUAUCAACAUGCCCCUAACCAAAUACCACCUUCCCAACCACGACAAGCUGAAGGACCAGAUUUAAACAUGGAAGUUUUAGAAUCAGCCACUGAAGUUGAACAUUUAGGUGUUGAAAGUCAAAAUCAGAAUCAAACGUUACACGAUCAGACUGGGGAAAGAGAUAAGCAGGAAGAGCCAGAUACAGAUACACCAAGUGCAGUAGAUGUUCAGCAACGUGAGGCAUCAAGUCCUGAACCAAUAGAGAAACAGUCCAAAGCUAGUGAGCUGACAGAGGAGGAAGAAACAUAUACUUACAAACAAGUAGCUAAAAAAAGUCAGAGUCAAGAAGAAGUCAAAUUGGUCAGUUCAGAGACAACAGAUAACAAUGAAGAUGAUGCAAUGGAUACAUCUGAUUUUCAAGGGGACAAUAAAUUACGUGUUUUCAACUUAGAUGAUGGAAGUGAUGAAAGAAAACAGGAAACAUUUAUGCAAGGUGAUCCUGGUAGUAAUAUAAAUGAAGCAAAUCAAACAGCAAAUGCAAACAAUAAUAACUGUGUGGCAACAAAUGCUAUCCAAGAAGCAGAUUCAAAACAACAGUCAUUUAUAUACAAAGAAAAUGUUUCGACUAAAGUUUGUAAUGAAAAAAAUGGAAAUAAUACAGCUGAAAGUCGGUUGGAAAAGUCUAUAAAGGCUAUACACAUUGCUCAAGAUGACACAAUGAAUGAAUCCUCCAAUGGUGAAACAUUUGGAAAAGAUUUAUCAGAUAAAGAUGAUAAUGGCUCUGAAGAUGACUCUGUUGAUUCCGACAGUAGUCAAUCUUUUCACAAUGAUGACGAUACAGAAAGUACAACACCGGUGGCUUCUGGAGAAAAGAGACCUAAAAAAGCUAAUAAGGGAGGGACAAAAGCAAAAAAAGUGAAAAAGAGAAACAGAAAAAAAGAAAUAUUUUGUGAAAAACACAAUUUGCCUUUUGAUAAAAAGGAAAAAGAUGAUACAGUUGAAAGAAAAACGAGGUCGAAAACAAUGGAAGAAAAAAAAAAGUCUGGAGAAGUUGUUGAUAAUGCUGCAGAAAACAAACAAACAGUUUUAAAACCAGACGAAGAAGCAACUGCAAAGUCACAACAGGAAUGGUUUGUUUUUGGACAACAUAAAAUGCAGACUGACCAAUCUAGCACAGAUGUUGAGAGCGGUAAGAACGUUUUUGAAUCAUCAGAGCAGACUACACCAAGUUUCUUUCAGAACAAUUCAAUUUCUUCACAGAAGACUAGCCAGGGCGGUUCUAAAAGUGUGGAGAUUGGAAAGCCUGACAACAAAUAUAAUACCAGAAGCAAUGAUGCAUCAUCCAAACCACCACCAUCAUCGACAGUAUCUGGGACAUAUGCAAAUGCUGCCUCACACGAAAAGAUGAACAAAAAUGAUCAGAUCAAUCUGGCUAGCAAGAACCAGCAGAAUAAGCAACAGAUAACUAUUGUUUUCCAUGUGUUGGUUGCAAAAGACUGUUUUACAAGUGAAAAUGACCUAGUAAUACUAAAAAUGGCGGACAAACUUGGAGAAUGGAAAUCUAACGAACGCCAAGCCAGACCGGUCAGUUCUGCUAACAGGGUUUUCAAGGACUACAUAGAGUAUGAAUACCGGAUGCCCUUUGACCGUAAUCUGCUUAGUACAAAAAGCACAGAAUACAAAUAUUGUGUUCUAAGACAUAAUACUAAAGAUGGGAAGUACAAGUUUGAGCAUUAUGAAGAUGGUCAGACUGGGUUGCAUAAUAGAACACUGUAUGUGGAUAGACACAUGGUUGGGAAAAAAGGUGAAUGGCAUCAGUAUGAUGGAAUGGUACUUCUGAAGCCAAAAGAUAAUAUUGUACAGCGAGGAAUAGAUUACAUCAGGGGCACUUGGAGGAAAGAAGCUGAAAGAAGGGCUUAUGAAUUUGCUGCGGCAUUUAUCCCUCAUUGGUUCCAGCCUUCAUUUCAUUUAGAAAAUUUGAAAGAGAAUUUUCAGACAUCGUUGGAGCACUUAGACAUGCUAAUAACAGGUCUGAGAAAGGUUUACGAACGUGAUGCCAAGUGCUGGGAUAAUGCUGAACAUUAUAAGUACCAGAUGUGUGAAAAUUUGUUCCAACCCCUGAUUGAACAGCUGACCAGUGAAAAGUAUGGAUCAAGUUCUAUUGGAUUGCUUAGAGCUUUGGCAUUAAGCAUUGCCUGCAACCGACUUCAAGUUGGCUUGUCCCAGAAUGCAUUGCAGAUACUUUGUAAAUGUUUGAUGGUUACACCAGAUUCAAAAAAUAGGAAAUAUGCAGAAGUCGAUGAAAUCAGCAACUUUAUUGGCAUGGGUGCCUUGAAGCCAGCCCUUAUUAAUGUCAUAAAGAAUGUUGUGAUGUAUGGCAAAGAUCCCUCCUGGAUGUUUUGUUUGCCACUGCUGCAUUUUGCUUCCAAACUGUGUGAACCGUUUGAAGAAAUGUCGAAGGAUAUGAAUCAUGAAGAAAAGAGACCAAAAUGGUGGGGUAUUGCAGAUAUUGAAGCUGAAGUGACAACAUUUCAGAAGAACAGUUACAAAUGGAUACUACCAUUGGAAGAUGUGCUUCAAAUUCUUGGACCACUUUAUGAAAUGGACUACUACAUACCAAGAAGUAUAGUUGCAUCUCUAACUGUUGAUGAAAUUGUCUUUGUAAUUGAUCAUGAAGCCAUUCCAGUGGAGGUUUGUUGUGCAACAUUACUUCAUUGGAUGAAAGCUACAAAUCCAGACAAUAACCGAUAUUCUACAUACAAUUACUUGUAUGAUGAAAGCCCAGGCGGAGAACAGCUGGUGACACAAUGCUUGGUAAAACUUCUGAAACGUCUCCAGACAAUCAAAGAUUUUGCACAAAGUCACAGGCAACAGACAAGUUUUGAAAUGGCAUACUGCAUAGCAAAACAACUUGUUGAUUGUGCUGCAUUUACAAAUAGGAUUCAGAAGUUGAUGUACUCUGUGCGCAUUUUCCUGCAGUGUGUGUCAUCAUACAGCAAACUUGAAACCAAAGGCAGUAAAAAAGAAAAUGACAUAAAGAAUGCCAUUGAUGCUGUUGGAAACAAGGUUCUCAAUUGGCUUCGAACUUAUGCUAAUUCCUUCUCGAGUACAGAUAUGCUCAAGAGUAUUAAGGUUUGGGAAAGUGCCAUUACAGGAAAAUUGAGUAAUGAUGAUCUCGCAGUCAACUGGAAUGAACGAAUCACAAGGGCUUUGCAACAAAGAAUUGAGAGUGAAAUGAGCUUGUACAGUUACCGGAAGAAGGAUUUCAUACGAAUAUAUUGCUCUGAGGUUGAAACAUUCAAUACAACAAUGAAAGGAUGUCUUACCCACCUUGCCUUAAAGGCUAUAGAUGGAGGGUAUACGAUUGAUUACAAGUACCUAAGCUCAACAGAGAAGGAAAGGUUUCGAGAUCUCCUCUCUGGCUUGUUUCUACGGCAGUGGCAAACGGAUGUGACCAAUGGAUCAGAAGAGUUGCAGGACAUGAAUAUUUUCAAAAUGGCUAUUUGUUGGCCUCCUAUUCAACUAUUUGUUCGAAACCAAAAUGAAGAAGGCGUCAGUGGAUCAUUACUGACUGAUGACUGCAAGAAUAAUCUCCAGGUUGCAACGGCGUUGGUACAAAGUCGUUGGGAUACACUUGAAACUGGAAAUAUCGAAAUUGGCAUUUUACAAAUGAUCAGUGAACAUUCGGAAGGGUUCUCCGAAACACUUUCCCUCAUCAGACCCAAGGAAAAGGGAUUGAAGGAAAAGGUAUUAUCUACAAUCAAGAUUCGAAUGAUUGAAUUGAAAGCAUUCAGGACCCAGAGCAGACAGAUGACAGUGUUUGUGAAUCUUUGUCACCAUUUGAAAUCAGUUGAUACCAGAGCAAUUGAUGAAGUUCUGCAGAAAACAUCUCAGCUAGAAAAACAUUCCCUGAUAGAAGUCUGUAAGCCAAUAGUAGUGGAAGACACUGGUGGAACCCUUGAACCACAUCUUAGAGCAUUUGAUGUUGAACAAGAUAUUUUAGAUAUUUUACCACGGCUUGAACAGUUGACUGAAGGACAUGUGUUCAUCAAGAUAUGGAACGACACAUGUUCCGGUACAACAGAGCGUUGUGAUACUCCUCUUGAUGUUGUAAAUGUGAUAUGGAAUCCUGCUUAUGAAAGAUGGAACAAUUUCUGCAAACAACUGAAGACAGGAGAACUGAUGUUUGUGGAUGCAGAAAGAAUGUUUGGGAUAUUCAAAGAUGAUGAUGAGAGAAUUUUGCAGGAAAUAGUGGAGUUAGAUAUAACAAGAGAAACAGGUUAUGAAAGGAUCAAACAAAUAAAGCAGAACAGACAGCUGUCCGCUUGUGUGGCUGGCGCAAGAGUCAUUUUGAAAUUUCAGAAACAGUACCGGUUGCAGGGAGAUUUUCAGGCUAUUAAGACUAUUGUCUCUCAUUCAGAAAGAAGCUUCAAACUCAAAGAUUUUGACAAAGCAUUGAUGAAGACCUGCGAGAUUUUGAAGGAUAUCACAGAAAGGAAAUCACAUUGUCUGGAUGCUUUUGUAAAAUCUGAUAAACUUGUUAAAUGGCUGAAGGAAUCCAUGCAAACAUCGGGUCAAAAAGAGUUGAAAGUGUUUGUUGACCUUGCAAUGAUGUCUGCUGGGGAAGAGCCAUUGAACAUUGCCAAAGUCCAGUGCUUGCAUUCAGCCGUUCUUGGAUACUCACCACUCAUAUUUGACUUAGAUGAGACGGAUUGUAACUACAAACAACUUUUAGAGAUGUGUAAAGUUGUCUGGAAGGAACUUGCUGCAAAUCCAAAUUUGCCAAAACAGUUGCUUGACACCAGCCGUGAGCUAGAAUGGCUCAAGGAAAUAAAAAAAGCACACGGUUCGGUCGAGGUGACAUCUCUCAUGCAAGCUGAGGCCAUCAAUGCAGACGGUAUUUACACCGUGGGGAAAGGAGCAUGGAAAGGUUCAGAAAUGUCAGAUAUGAUGGUUAAAGAUUUGAUAAAGCUCACGGUGCCUGGAAAAGAUGGUCAGCGGCAACAGAAGCACUAUACGUUCGACCAGCUCCAGGAUUUACAGAGCCGACUGAUGCUUGUUGCUGGCAAAUCUGACUCGUCCACUGCCAAAUCCACGGACAAGAAGAGUGAAGUGAAUGUUGACAGGUUUACAAUGAUCUUUGAUAGCGUGACACGUCUGGGCUCUGUUUACCUGAAACUGUGCUCAUCUGGAUGUGUACUGUUCAACGGCUGGAAUGCAAACUUCCUCUGUUCCUUGGCACAACAGAGACCAGUGUGUGCGAAAUUAGAAUUCGGGAAGGGAGAAGAUAUUCCGGAACUGAAAGGUCGGAAGUCUGAUGUCGAGGGGCUGGAAGAUAUGGUUCCAAAAAUUGCUGACUUUAUGGAGAACUGUUACGGUGAAUGGCUGGACUUCAUAAAACAGAAGAGGAAGAUUUAUCGUUACCUUAACUUCUUCACAAUCGAUCAGCUUGUGAUUCUGCAACGGGAGCUCGUAAAAAUGGGGACAGAGGAGGAACCAUCGCUGAGAAUUUAUCACCUUUUGUCUGCUGUGAAAGAAAACUGCAUGCAAGAAGAUGUAGUACUUGCCAUGGAGAAAGCCAAAAGGGAGUUAUCCGUGAUGGAAGAUGGACCUGAUGAGACCUCUGUUGAAAUACAUGAUCAAGAAGAAAUAGGUGACCAAACGGAGGAGAAGAUUUCUCAGUUUAUUCAUGAGUUGGUGGAGGCUGGGUAUGAUGAAGAAGUGGCCAGGAAAUCUGUUGAUCAUGUGAAACAGGAAGACAUUGACGAUUGUGAUGUGACUGAAGCUUUGAUUUGGUGCAUGGACCAGAAAGGAGAAGAAAAUGACGGUGUUGAGAUGAAUCAAGACGAUGAUGAAUACACAGAGGAUGUCGGUCCUAGGUUUUCUGGGUGGAGCAACUCCACAACAUCAAUCAGCUCACUGAUCAAGCGAUCUGUCACCAGUGUUGAACACAAAGCGAAUAUCGGUGUAAAACCUCUGAUAAAUGAUCUCAAAGAAUUGUGGAAAAACUUCCUUGGCUCGAUCUCAUCGAACAUCAGUGAUUAUUUAAGUCUCGAACAUUUGGGAGUCAUCCUCAACAUGCUUGCUGAAAGAGAUGAGCGAAAUAUCAGAAGAAACAUGCCGCCAGUAUAUGUGGAGGAGGAGCCAAACCUCGUGGUUUGUCCAAGUGAUGAAGUUCUACGUGUCGCACUAUCAAUCUACAUGUACGAUCCUGACCAGCCCUUGCCGCAGUCUGAUGAAGUCCUCGUGUGUACCUCAGAAACCUCUGCCGAUGAGGUGAGCAUUUUUUGGCGACGGGCGAUAUAUGAUCGAUCUGGUAAAAUUCACUGCCUCCUCCACGCAGAUCAGCUGGAUUUUGACGUCAGCGAGGCAGCGGAACAGUGCUUGGAAGAGCUACUGUUGGACAUAAGGCACUCUGAUGGUAUCAAGUAUCGCUUGUUCGUGAUAUGCGGAUCAGACAACGAAUAUCGUUCGACGAUUGUUUCGUCUUUGGAAAAGUGUCUGCGGCAUGUUGGCCCGGUCAAUGGACGCCAAUUGAAGGAAUAUGUGACUCGUCAUCUGGAGGCUCCGGCAGUUCCUGGCAAACCCUGUGCAGCCAUGGUGGAUUUCAAAAGAUCAACAGUGCGUAUUAUAAAAUCAACACGAGCCGGGGUUGGUAAAACACUGUUUGUGCACCGAAAAGAUGAGGCAGUGCAAGUGCAAAUACAACGAAAAAACAAGUCGGUGGACACACAAAAAGUGUCAAUACCUCUCCAAGAAAAAGUGAUCAACUUGCAUUGUUUCAUACAGAGACUUCUGGAGCACACGCCAGACCCACGAAAACAAUCCGCAAAAAUAUUCCAUCUUAAUAUGAACCAUGAGGUCCAGGAAGGUGUGGACUACGUGUUGUUCAACUUGCUGAUACUCAAUUGUUUGGUCGACAAAUCAGGAUACGUCUGGCGGAGAUCCGUGCAUGAUUUGUAUCUCAUAGAAGCAAUGCCAAUUAUGACCCAAGCAACAGAUGCAAAAGAGGAGCCUCGCUUCAUACACCCGGUGUUCACAUUAUUUCCGGAUUCAACCUGUCGCUCACCUGAUGAAAGCCUGCAAAUAUAUUCUGACAGAAAUUCUGUCCAAGAUUUUAUGCCAACUGACCAACUAUUCGAUGAACAGCAGUUCCGGAGUCCUGUUUUUCAGCGAACAUUUCAGUACCUGUUGAGGUUGGACCAGCGGAAAUCACUGGAAUCUGUCAAACCAUCUGAGCCUGAAGGCGAUCCUAAAACUUGCCUAAAUGUUCUGCUAAAGCAUUGCGGGGUGCGGGACCCGUCCUGGUCGGAGUUGCAUCACUUUGUCUGGUUCCUGAACACUCAACUGGUUGACUUUGAACAGAACCAGUUUGUUUCUGUUGCUGCAGCCGAAGACCUUCCUGGAUUUGCAACAUUUGUCUUGAGGUUUCUGAUUCAGAUGUCUCGGGACUUUUCCACUCGGUCGUUGAACAUGAGUGAGGAAACACCAGGGAUGAAUAUUCAAGACGCCAUGGAUACCGAGGAUGAAGAUCAGCUGCAACUGUAUCAAAUGCGUCGAACAUGGGAGUCUAGUCCUCAUCCGUACUUGUUCUUCAACUCGGACCGUUUCACCUUCACAUUUCUGGGGUUCUAUAUCGACCGGAAUACAGGCAACCUUGUUGACCAACAAACCAACCGAAUACUGGAGCAGGGAAUCAUGGCCCAAAAUCUGUAUGAUUCCUUGGUACGAAAUCAAGCACCAAUCAGGGAAGACUUUGAUGCAUUGCCAAGAGACCAGAAAAUCAUGAAGCUGUGCAGCAUUAUGGGCGUAGAAUUUCCGCAUGACCCAGAUUCCACAUACGAACUAACUACGGAUAAUGUGAAAAAGAUCAUGGCAAUCUAUAUGAGAUUUAGAUGUGAUAUCCCUGUGAUAAUCAUGGGUGAGACAGGUUGUGGGAAAACACGCCUCAUCAAGUUUAUGUGUGAACUACAGUCACCGCCAGGUGUAGAUGUCAAGAACAUGAUACUCAUGAAGGUACAUGGAGGAACAACAAAUGAAGAUAUCAAACGAAAGGUGAACGAGGCGGAGAACGCUGCAAGGGUGAACAUUGAAAAAUAUGGCCGCCAUAUGUACACAGUAAUGUUCUUUGAUGAGGCUAACACAACGGAAGCUAUCGGACUUAUUAAGGAAAUCAUGUGUGACAAAUCGAUUGCUGGGAAGCGUCUGGCUCUUUGUGAAAAUCUGAAAAUUGUUGCUGCAUGCAAUCCUUAUAGAAAGCACUCCGAUGAACUGAUAAAAAAGUUGGAGCAAGCAGGCCUGGGAUAUCACGUUGAUGCAGAUGAGACAACUGACAGACUGGGACGCGUACCAAUGAGGAGAUUGGUGUAUCGUGUACAACCACUCCCACAAAGCUUACUGCCCCUUGUCUGGGACUUUGGACAACUCAACACAAACGUUGAGGAGUUGUACAUCAGGCAGAUGGUCAGGAGAUAUAUAAAUGAUGACAAACUUCCAGCCAUUCCAAACUUGAUCGAGGUUGUCAGUCGCAUUCUGACAGUGUCUCAAGACUAUAUGAGAGCGCAAAGGGAUGAGUGCAGUUUUGUUUCACUGCGGGAUGUAGAGAGGGUAUUGACAGUGAUGGCGUGGUUCUACUACCAGGGUGAAGACGGAGGCUGGCUGUUCGAGGCAAUGGACAGGAAGGUGUCGGGGAGUGAAGAACACCGACAGGGUGAUAGCGAUGAGGAGGAAGAAACAGAAGAUGAGAGAUAUUUGUCACAGGAACUUGAUAAUAUCACGAGAUCUCUCAUCCUGGCCAUUGGUGUGUGUUACCAUGCCUGCUUGAAGACAAGACAAAAGUACAGACAGGCUGUUGCGGGGCAUUUCCGCCAGCCGUGCAGCCUUCAGGGUGGGGAAGCUCAAAUAUUGGAAGAAAUCGAACGCUGCCAGGAGGUCUUCUUGGACAAUGUGUCUUUAGAGGACAACAUUGCACGAAAUACUGCUCUGAAGGAGAACGUCUUCAUGAUGGUUGUUUGUAUCGAGCUCAGAAUACCUCUGUUUCUUGUCGGAAAACCUGGAAGUUCAAAGUCGCUGGCAAAGACAAUAGUCUCCGAUGCCAUGCAAGGGAACAGCGCUAAACAUGAUUUGUUCAGAUUGUUGAAGCAGGUUCAGAUGGUAUCGUUCCAAUGUAGCCCUCUGUCGACCCCAGAUGGCAUUGUUGGAACAUUCCGACAGUGCGCACAGUUUCAGAAGGAUAAGGAUCUGCAGACAUUUGUGUCAGCUGUUGUUUUGGAUGAGGUUGGGCUUGCUGAGGAUAGCCCAAGAAUGCCAUUGAAGACCCUCCACCCACUUCUGGAAGAUGGUUGCCAGGGAGAUGAGAAACCGGAACCAUUUAUGAAGGUUGCCUUUAUUGGGAUAUCUAACUGGGCAUUAGACCCAGCCAAAAUGAACAGAGGAAUUCUCGUCCAGCGAGAGGUCCCAGACCUGGAGGAACUCCAGAACAGUGCUCGUGGUAUCUGCGGGAGUUCUAAAGACCUUGGAAACUUGAUGGAUUCUUUGAUAGAGCCUUUAUCAAUAUCUUAUCUUGAGGUUUUUGCACAGGCAACACAGAAAAUGAGAGAGUUCUUCGGGCUACGGGACUUUUAUAGCUUGGUCAAAAUGGUGUAUAGCUUUGUAGAGAAAUCUAACCAGCCACCAACAUGGUAUGAAAUGCUGCAUGCUAUACGACGCAAUUUUGGUGGAUUGGACGAAGUGAACCCAGAGGAAAUCUUCAGACGUCAUUUGGCACGCGUGAUUUCAUGCUCUACAGAGAUACACAGAGCGAGAGACCCCGACUGUUCACCUGAUGGCCUUAUUCGCGCCUGUCUCUUUGACACACACAAAACAAGAAGUGAAAGUCGAUACAUGCUUCUGCUGACGGAAAACUUUGGAGCGCUGUCUAUCAUCCAGCAGCUACUUCAAACUAAGGGCGACGAGAUACGACCAAUUACAAUCUUUGGGAGCAGCUUCAGGAGUGAUCAAGAAUAUACACAGGUGUGCAGGAACAUCAACAAGAUUAAGGUUUGCAUGGAAACGGGGAAUACCGUCGUUCUGCUCAACCUGGACAACCUGUAUGAGAGUUUGUAUGAUGCCCUCAACCAGUACUACGUCUACUUCGGCGGUGAGAGAUACGUCGACCUUGGACUUGGAACUCACAGAGUAAAAUGUCCUGUUCAUAAAAAAUUCAGGCUGAUCGUGGUAGCUGAAAAACAGACAGUGUACAAGAAAUUUCCGAUACCGUUAAUAAACCGCCUGGAAAAACACUUUCUAACCGUGAACACCAUUUUGAAAGACAGAGAGCAACAGCUUGUUUUACAGCUCGAAAAAUGGGCCAGCGACUUUGCAUGUCAAAAUGAUGGCAAUAGCUUCACACAAAGAAACACCAAGCGUAAAAUGAAAGUAGGAGACGUUUUCAUUGGCUUCCACAAGGAUACAUGUUCAGCUAUUAUAAUGGAUGUUUCACAAAAAUACCCAGAUAAACAAGAGAGGAAGCUGUUAGAAGCCGGCAAGCUGCUCCUACUUUGGUGUGCAACUCCGGAGAGUGUUGUACGACAAAACAAAUUAGACGAACAUCAACAAAAGCGAUUUCAGAAUUAUUACCAUGAACGACAAGCACACAGUAGCCUGAUUUCCUACCUGCAAAUGAAGCUGAAGAAAGAUAAUUCUGAACAUAUAUUUGCGCAGGUGACAACUCACAGCAAGCUACUUGCGUCAGUCCAUAAACAAGAUAUCAGCUUAGAACUUGGCAUAGAUGUUGACAGAAUAAUCCUUCUGGAGACUCUUUCCUCCUUUGAUACAGAGCAACAGUUUACAAACAGAGUUCAGCAGCAUUUGCAGACAGCCGGAACUGGCGAGAGCUUGAUGUUGGUUCAAUGUGAUUCCGGGGAUGUUCAUGCAAACCUGAUCGCUUGUGCCCGUUAUAUUGUAAUGGAUGAGUACGAAAAGGCACGAGAAUAUUUACGAGCUCCAGUGCACGCCAUCUUCAUUGUACAGUUACCUCGAAAGGCGGGUGGGUGCUUCACUGGAUUUCAGUGCGGCCGCUGGCAUUCAGCCCACAUAGAUGAUUUAUGUCCGGAGAGUACCCAGAUGCCGGAUAUCCAAGACCUGCAGGGGAAAACUGUCAGCGGCAUCUUUCACAGCGUGGUCAGGAAACAUAGUCCACCUAGUGAUAUAGAAGCGGAACUAAGAGAAGAAAUGGAUUGGACUGAAAAUGGGGCGAAUGGCACUCAACAGAUUGAUAUAUAUACGCGUACUAAUGACGGGGCAAAUGAAGGUGUGGAUGUGAUGGACAUAGAUGUGGAAUUUAACCGACCAAUUGUGGCAGUGAACAAAGACGUGGCUGAUCAUCAAAGACAAGCAGUUUUGAAGCUGGACGGACUGAUUAUGCAGUGUGUUCAGUCGGCUUUAGCAAUGGUCAAAGACAAGGAGGACUACACACAGAGAGAAACACAGAGAGUUGACAUCGUUUUGAAAUGUUUAAGACAUGACAUUCGUUCAGAACAGGGGAUAGACACUUUCUUGACAGGGUUGCAAAGACUGAUUGGCCAGUUGUUGAAAGAGAAAGAGGAGAAGACUGGAGGAGAUUACAUUGCUCAGUUGUGGAUGACUCGCGAGGCUGCAGCAGCCGAAAACAUCAACAAAGCUGGCACAUUUAGGCGGUCUUGUCUUCAAACGAUCAUCUCUAAAGUGUCACCGAUCCUGGCUGGAAUCAUUGCAUACCUCGAUACCAACAGGAAUCUUGACCUUAUUCACAGUGACGUUGGGUGGAAACAGAUGCUGUGGACGUCGGUCCUCAAUACUGAAGGAGCAAUACAACUACAGUUUUCAGAUCUCCAAUCUCCGAAGAGAUGCAGUGACCUUGGUGAGAUGCUUGUCAUGACAACCGGUCGUGAAGGUCACAUGUUCUCCGCUUGCGUGCCCUUCUCAUGGACCAUGAUCCAAAUGAUUGCGGAUAUACUGCACGACAUUUUACCCUCUGAUGAAGAAUUUGAGGAUGAACCAAGCCGAAUAGAGCAUGAACAAAAUAGGACAAUAGCAUUCUGUGCGAAGAUUGUUGCUGCAAGGCCGAUGGGAAUGAUACUGAAUCAACUUGUGGAUGGUAUCCAGGAAGGAAGUGUAGAACAAAAGCAUGCCACCGUUUUCGAAAUCGUGGAAGAGUACAUCCAGGACUUCGUGCAUACGAUGUAUUAUCCUAGACGAGAAGAUGAAUUCAAACUAGUGUGUCAGACAGUGCAUUACAAGACCAUGGAAAUAUGUGAAGCUACAAAUUCUAUGGGAUGCCUGAUUGAAAUCCUGACUAUUGUACACGUUGCAUAUGACAUUCUUGCACUGAGACUUGCCUACUUCAGAAGCAUGAACGGAGUAUGGCCACAGUGUAGCUCGGUCAUACUUGAGGUGAAGAAAACCAACCCGGAUCACUUCAUGUUCAAGGAGCGAGAGUUUACGUUCUCUGCCUUGCGUCUGUUGAUUGAGAAUUUAAACCCAAAACCUCAAGAAUUAAAUGAAGAAGUACAGAGAGGGAAAUGGCUUCAUAAAGUCCAUUUGUACAGACCUGUGAUUGAAAAAGUGCUAAAUCUGCAUUCAGAAGACCCGGCUCUGUAUGGAAGUCAUAGUGAAUUAUCCGUACUGAGAGCGAAAUCGAACUGGGGCCGUGUAAUCGUAAUGAAGCUUUUUAUUGAGCAUGUUUGCAAAAAGGAUGGAAGAGAAGCAAUCACCAUCAAAUAUUGUAUGCCACUUUGGAAGAUACUGGGAGAAGAAGUCGACAUGAAAGAACAAAAGUCCUUAGAAGGUGUUGAGAAAUUUUUAAAAUCGUGCAACCAAAAUGCACUAAAGACAUUCAAUGGAGCGGAGAUUAAAUGCUGUAGCUGUGAACAGAAGCUAGAAGGCCCGCCAGUCACACUACCUUGCAAGAACAAAGAUGUACUUUGUGAUGCCUGUCUUGGAGAAAUGAAAGCUCUCGACCAGUAUGUGUGCCCCAAAUGUCAUGAAAAUCUAGGGCAAGAGUGGCAACCUUUACAGAUGGAAGGGAAUAGCAAAGAAAGAGAGCAGCUCAUCCAAUACCAGAAGAGGUGUAAUGCCUUCUUCAUGGACGUAGUCGCUCAACUCUGUUUCUCCGACGGACAACCACCAUCAAAGAAUGUGUUAAAGAAGUUGCUUGGAUACGUCACCUGCUCGGCAAGAGAUAGCCAACUGCGAUUUACAAAGAACAUGACUAUUUUUGAGACUGGAUUGGACCCUAACCCGGUCUUUAGGUCCUUCCUUCUACAGUUGAUGCUGAAAUCUAGUGAAGAGGAGUUUGUUAAAGAAAGCCUGAAAGGAUACAUCGAGCAGGCUCAAAGUUUUUUCAGAGAAGAACCAACGCUACAACAGAAUCUGGUAGACCUCAGUCUACUAAUCGUUCAGUGUUUAGAGGAUACAAUGCUUCAGCAAUGGCACGGACAACACAUGCAUAAUUGGUCUUUUAUUAUCCAUCUUCUGGAGACUGCUGGUGAUAACCUUGUUGACAAUCAACUAACGAUAGAGAAACUGUAUUGUAUCGCAAGACUACGUGUUGGCCUUUCACAAGCUGUGAGAGUGAUUGCCGACAUUGUGAAUGGAGUAACCCUGGUUCAAACACUUACCAAUGAAGAUGAAGAGCAUACUGUGAUUGAAUCUGCGAAACAACUUUGUACAGCUUCUCAGCUGAAAUGGCCGAAGAUAUUCCUUGUAAAGCACCUGUGUCGCUGCUACGGUAUUGACGUUUACCAGUCCAUAUGUCGACAUCGUACCACACUGCUCAGGUGGAUCGUGAUUGAGGAGUUGGAAAGAGAUCAGACACAAGAGGUGUCGGACCGAUAUGUUGUGUGUGGAAAUGGCUAUGUUGAGAUCAGGGAGGCUCUGUCACAAGUUAUGCUAGGAGAGGACAUCAGCAUACUGGAAGAGAAAGUACAGGAACUGCACACAACAGGAGGUCGUGUCGAUACAUAUCUACAGCUGGCUGUGCACAGAGAGAUAACAUGCUCAUAUGUCCGUCCAAUAGAAAAAAGAACGGCCACCCCAAAGUCACUCCAAAUGAUAGCUACCUUUCUUGAAUCAACGCAAAGUCAACAAAAUAAGCCAAUAUUGCGCCUCAUGAUGAAUAAUACACUAGAACCUCGAGACUUCAUGAUAGCUCAGGGGUCUGAUACAAGACGACAAGGCGUUCAAUGCUUGAUCAUACAUUUCAUGACGGUGUUGUCACCACUGAAUGGAGCCAGGACCAUUCUCCAUCUGUUUCUUGCAAUGAUUCAAGGGGAUCCGGCUAUACGGGGUAUGUUUCUGCCGACAAUGCCACAAGAUGAUUUUACUGAAAUCCAGGAAGCUAUGCUGGCCAAUCGUGGAGGAGAAAACCCAGUAUUCUAUCGUUGUCCAAAUGGACACCCGUAUGUGAUUGGAAAUUGCGGGAGACCCGCUGUAGUUGGAAAGUGUAAAGAGUGUGGUGCAGAUAUCGGUGGUCAAGGUUACCAGGCCAUGCCAGGAAAUGUUCUGCACACUGGUGGAGACAACACAAUUCGUGGCCACAUUUUGGGCCGGGCGGUUCCCAAUGCGCCCCUACGACCGGAGAGGGAGCUGUCUGCUCUUCACUGCUGUGUGAUCCGAUUGUUACUACACAUGUCCAUGUUCAUCGGGCCUCCACAACAGAUGGUUCCAAUUGUCCGCCCGGACGUUGCAGAAGACAAUAUUCGGCAUUUCUUCUGGGAGCACAUUGAAACCAGCAUCGGUGACCUACAAAGGGCUCUUGGCCGGAGUGUAGAUGACGUCCUAUUGCUCAUGCACUGUGUAAUCCAGAAUAUCAUGGUCAAACAUAAUGGAGAAACCACUGUUGGCGGAGAAAUCGCUCACCUUCAAACAAAACGUGGGAGACAGGCAUGGGAGAAACAGUUUGCUACGGUUUUCUUGCAGGAUGUUUUUCAGGGACUUGAUAACCAGCUGAAGCAUUUCAACCAAGUUAUUGCUAAUGAUCAGAGACUUGGUUCCAAUCCAUUGAUGUGCAUUCUAUAUGAGACCGAUAACCAGCAGCAGGCCGAAGAUCCCCAGCGGCUGGAGAAAAUUCCGCGUGUAUGGAGAUACAGAACGCCGAUAUCCAUAGAGCAUAUGCGACAAGACCUUGAAACUAGGAGUACGUCAGGAAAAGACAGACUUUCAGUGCUGAGGUUGUUCUUGAAACAGGACCACAUUCUUCAGGCAAUACAAUACAUUCCAAGCAUUCUAAGUCUGCAGAGGAUAUUGCUGCAGAAAUUCCAAAAGAAACUUGACAAAGCUGAAGCAAACACAAUCCUAGUGAAAGACAUGAUAAAAGAUCAACAUGCCGGCCCGGAUACUGAGAAAUGGUUGCAAGACUUUGCUCAAGCUUGGAAUAUAACUCGCAAGCUACUUGAACUCUAUGUCUGUACAACAGAAUUUGGAAGUAUUGUGAUUCCAAAGCAUCAGUGUGUUGAGCCAGUUUCCAUGGAAACACCGUUGUCAGUUUUCCUUCCAUCAAGCACUGAGACUGGACUUUGCUCAUAUGCGAUGCUAGAUUUGUUAUUCAGAAAACAGAAUGAAUUUUUAGACAGCUAUAUGAAGGAAUCUGGGAGGAAGCGCAACUCAAUCCAGACAGUGGCCCCGAUGGAGGCAACGUCGGCCCACCUGAUCAGCUACAACCACGAGCAGGAUAUCCUACCACUCGUUCUAGCCAACUGCCAGUACACUUUUGAGAUGGGUAAGGGUACAAAGAUAGAGUACGACUUUGCUGGGCUCGAACGCCAGAUCAUGGACAGGUUCCUCUUCUCAAAGUCCAGAAUAGACAUUGGAUAUUACUUACAGAUUGACCAAAUGGUAUAUCGGACAGAAUUUACAAAUGCUGCAGUAUUCGAAAAGUUGGAAGAAAAAAUUCCACAGCAAACCUUGGGAUUAGCUGUAAAGACACAGAUAAGCGAAGAGAUAAAGAGACUACCAGACUUGUGCCGAUUUCUUGACAACCUCGACAUAGCCAUCAGUUUCCUCAAAACUGCAGGGGGACAGCAAUCUGACAAUCUGAACACCUUUAUGGUCGACACACUGCAGAUGGAGCAUGCAAUGACAAGUCAGAAGGCUCGACAGUCGUGUGAUUUCCAGCAUGCCAAGUCUCUGUGGUUACUGUUGUCAUACUUGAAGUCCAAGUUUAUGGUCGAACAUUUCACGUCAAAACAGGAAGUGUUUGAGACUCUGCUGGAGCCGUACCAUGACGAGCUGUCCGACGAGCUGCAGAAAUCAUUCGGUGGCUACAUGAAAACUCUGAGUAUUGAUAAGCUUUCUGGCAUUCUAGAAAUAUUGCACGAAUUUAUGCUCCUGCGAAUUGCCAGACGAGAAAACACCAGUGAUGAGGAUUAUAUUGACAAUACGGAGAACAGGCUUGGUGAAGAGCUUCUAGCCUUUGUAGAAUUAAUGGAAACUCAAUGCCUAGACACGGCAGUUUUGUUGGAAUUCCCACAGGAAAUACACUUCAAACAUAGCGUGUGUACAUGGAUUAUGGGAUAUACGACGCUUCGAAAGAAAAUGGGACGAAGGCGACACUGAAAAAGAGUUGUAUAUGGAACAUUUUAGGUCAAAGACAAACUUGUCUGUGCCUUAUAUGACUCUUAUAAAUGAAACCCUCUGUUAGAGGUACAAACGUUCACGGUUUUUUGGAUACUAGAUAUCGAGAUAGUUGUUCUUAAUGUACAUGUCAUAAUACUGUUUUACAGAAUGAAUAAUUUUAAGACUGUUAAAAAAAUGAUAUAUAUUUAACCUUCAAUCCGUUUUGUGUUGUUUUGCAUUUUAAAACUGCUUUAGUCUGUUAGUGCAUGAUGGUUGUUUCAUAUGUGUUAUGAUAUCAAUUGUUGUUUAUUUGUCAUUGAAUAUUGUUACUGAUUUGAAGGAUUCAACUACUUCUUGUGUUAUUGAGAUGUAUUUUCGUUUCUGUCCUCAGCAAAAGCCAGAAUUUAAAGCUUUGAAUGUUAUGUGUGCUUUGGAGUAUUUAUUUGAGGUUUAUUUUAUAGCAUUUUUUGCGUAAAUCCAUAGAUACAUAGUAUGCAUGCAAGUUGAACAUGUAUGUUUACAAUUCUGUUUAUUUUUUUCAGUUACAAAACCCAUAAUGAUAUUGUACUGUAUAUACAUGUACAUUCCUUAAUUUAUUUAUUAAUAGUAUGGUGUUCAUUACUACUGGAAUAUUUUUGUUCCAAAUAGUCCCAUUUAUUCAUUAUGUAUGUGAAUAAUACAGCUUAACAUGUUAUAACUCUCAUUGGACCAAAGCAUAGUUUUUCCAAGAAUCCUUAUUUCUUAUUUAAGUUUCCACACUGAUCAUAUCAAAACACAGUUUAAUGGUUUGUGCUUUGUUAUGUACAUGCAUUCUCAAACCGUGUUUUAAGUAUGCAUGUGCACAAUAUAUGCACAUGUGCCUGCUAUUGACCAAUGACCUUAUUUCAAGGAUCAUGGUAAGCUUAUGACGAUGAGCUUCAUCUUAAUGACCAUAUGUCUAUAUGUGUGUGCUACUGUGAAAUUGUUUUGGUGUAAUUUUGUUACUGCUUAUUUUGUAUGAUUUUCCUGAUCUAAGUAGUAUGCGAUUAUUUGUGACAAUGUUCUUAUUGUUGUCAUUGUGUUAGUAUGACUACAAAAACAUUAUUCUAUAGAUGAAAGUUGUAUUUAGUGUAUUGUUUUUUAUGAUUAAUGUAUUUAAACAGUACUAGUGUUGAUGUUUUUUAAGUCUGAAUAUGCAUGUUCUAUUCAUUUAUGUACAUAAUAUUAAUCUUGGUUAUAUGUGUAUCCGUGAUGUUUUAUGCAAUAUUGUUACCUUAGUCUUGUUAAAUAGUGUUUUGUUUCUUUAACUAUGUAGAAGAACAGCAUGCAAACAUGCUUCUCCUAUUAUAAAUAGUAUGAAUGGUAGUAAGCUUGUUGGCAAAAAUGAGACUGUAACUUGGACGAUUUGCGCACUUUGUGUUAUUUAUUCUUACUUUUUAAAAUGGACAAUGUCGUCUGUAAACCCUCUGUAAGUGUAGAUUACUGUAUAUAUAAUAUGUGUGUAUAUUAAUUUGUUACGGUUCACUUAUACACUCUUGUCAAUAAUGUCUGUUGUAUUCAUAUAUUACAAUAUGAUAAGUUACAAUGUGUUAAGUAUUAUAUGUUACUCUAUAUAAGAUGUGUGGACAUUUAUUGCAUAAUUUUUUAAGGUUUAUUUAAUGUAUUAUUGCAUAUUGUAUGAUUAAAUUACAUAUUUACGUACCAAGGGAGUACCCAAUGUUUUGAAUUGGACGGAGGCCCUUUGAUAACAUCUACUUGUACUAGUUUAAAAUGAUAUUCAUUCAUUAUUAUGUUGAUUAUAAAAAGUCCUGUUUGGACUUGGAUUUGUUUGACAGAUUAAGAAAUCACAUGAACUUAAUCUAGUGAUAUAUCUCAGUAUGCGUAUACAACGUGAUAAUUGACGUCACGAAUGCUAUCGGAAGGAUUUAAUUUGCUUUGAAUGAAGUCGUAAAAUAAAGAAACUGUUCUUUUUCUUCACUAUUUUAAAUGAAACAAAGGGCAGUCUAUGUCGCUUAAUGACGCAAUUAAUCACGUGGUACACACACACUGAAUCUGCAUACCAUUUAUUUUUAAUCUUUGAUAAUUAUAUAGAAUGAUGCCUUAACCAUGAGUAGGUUCGUUUACCAUUCUGUAAGUGUAAACAAAUACCACUCAUGUACGUGAAAGUCAGCAAAUAUAUUCUGUUUGUGAUCUUGGUACUAUAUAAGAUAAGAUUGAUUUAGUUAUAUUAUGUUUUCUUAACUGAGACUUGUAUUUUGUAUGUUGCUUAUAUGCAUGUAUGUUUUUUGAAUGCUUAUAUGUAUGUGUGAGUGUUUUGUAUUUUGUAUGUUGCUUAUAUGCAUGUAUGUUUUUUGAAUGCUUAUAUGUAUGUGUGAGUGUUUUGUAUUUUGUAUGUUGCUUAUAUGCAUGUAUGUUUUUUGAAUGCUUAUAUGUAUGUGUGAGUGUUUUGUAUUUUGUAUGUUGCUUAUAUGCAUGUAUGUUUUUGAAUGCUUAUAUGUAUGUGUGAGUGUGUUUUUUUUGGUUUGAGACUUAAAAAGUUCGUGAAUGCGGAAUGCUUGUUUCAUUUGUGAAUAAACUAUUAACCAGA